CUCAACAGUCUUUACUUUCAGACAACUAGAGAGAGAGAGAGAGAGAGAGAGAGAGAGAGAGAGAGAGAGAGAGGAGAGAGUUCUCUACUCGAGAAUGAAUUGCCACUUCAAGAUUUGAAUUAUUUAAAAUCAAGAUUCUUGAUUUCCAAAUUUAGCUGAAAUAAACCAAGAAAGGGACUAACAAUUUCAACAUAUCGAGGACUUGGUAUUCUAUUCUUCAACAGUUCUUUCAGAAUGUUGAGGGACUUCAAAUUCUUGCGCCGGAACAGUGGUAAGAAUACCCAACCAGAGGAAAUUGAGAAUGUACCAGUGAAUCCGAGGGAUUCGAUGGGUCCUCCAACUAGUACAGACUCAACAAGGCCUCCUUUAAACACAAUUCAAGAAACCACCACCAGGAGUUUGAAAGGUGGAGUAGAUCAACAAGGGAGUGUUAGGGUUACUAAAGUUGAUAAGACCCCUUCUAAACGUAGAUAUUCCGAUAUCACUAAAACUCCAGAAAAACCCGUAGGUCAUCAAAAAAGUCGAUAUGGGUGGGGGCCGAAAGCUGAUUCCAGCUCGAAUUCUGUUGAAGUAGGGGAUGAAGGAAAGAUGGAUGCAGGUCAACCGAGGACAGUAUCGGCCAACACUACUCCUCGGUCCACUAGGACGAUAGGGAGGGCGAAUUCUAACUAUUCGGAGAGCCAUUCUAAUCAAAACACACCAUGUAAAAGUGUAACUAAGCCUCCAAAUCCUGCAUUUUCUUUAGCUAGUGGUUCAAGGAAUUUAGCGAGUGGAGCUGCCCGGGUGGCCAAUUAUGCAUCAUUGUAUAGGGGAAUUCCAAGCAGUGCUAAUUCAUCGACUGUUGUUGAUACAGCUGAAGUUCCACAUUUUGAACUCAAGGAAAAUCCAUCUUUCUGGAUGGAGCACAAUGUACAGGUUUUGAUACGAGUGCGUCCUCUCAACAGCAUGGAGAGAAGUACUCAAGGAUACAAUAGGUGCUUGAAGCAGGAAAGUGCACAAUGCAUCACUUGGAUUGGGCAGCCUGAAACUCGGUUCACAUUUGAUCACGUGGCAUGUGAAACAAUCAACCAGGAAACACUUUUUAGAAUGGUUGGUUUACCAAUGGUGGAGAACUCUUUAUCUGGAUAUAAUAGCUCCAUCUUUGCAUAUGGACAGACUGGUAGUGGGAAGACACAUACAAUGCUUGGUGAGAUUGAAGAAUUGGAAAUCAGGCCGAGUCCCAACCGAGGAAUGACACCACGUAUAUUUGAAUUCUUGUUUGCAAGGAUCAGAGCAGAAGAGGAAAGUCGAAGGGAUGAGAGACUACAAUACAGCUGCAAAUGUUCUUUUCUGGAGAUUUACAAUGAACAAAUCACCGAUCUCCUUGAUCCUUCAUCCACAAAUUUAAUGUUGCGAGAGGAUAUCACGAAAGGCGUGUAUGUUGAAAAUCUGUCCGAAUAUGAAGUCCAAACUGUGGGUGACAUUCUUAAGCUCUUGACUCAGGGCUCUUUAAACAGGAGAGUUGCAGCAACACACAUGAACAGAGAGAGCAGUCGCUCCCACAGUGUCUUUACCUGUAUAAUUGAGAGUAGGUGGGAAAAGAACUCUACUGAUAACUUCCGUUUUUCAAGGCUUAAUCUUGUUGACCUUGCCGGUUCAGAAAGGCAAAAAUCUUCUGGUGCUGAGGGCGAACGUUUGAAGGAAGCUGCAAGCAUCAACAGAUCUUUAUCAACUCUAGGUCAUGUAAUAAUGGUUCUGGUGGAUGUGGCCAAUGGGAGGCCAAGGCAUGUUCCUUAUAGGGAUUCGAAAUUGACAUUUCUACUUCAGGAUUCACUGGGUGGAAACUCAAAAACAAUGAUUAUAUCCAACGUUAGCCCUUCAAUCUGCUGUGCAGCUGAAACACUGAAUACGUUAAAGUUUGCUCAGAGGGCAAAACUUAUUCAGAACAAUGCUGUGGUCAAUGAAGAUUCUUCAGCAGAUGUCACUGCUCUUAAACAUGAGAUAAGACUUCUAAAGGAGGAGCUUUCAUCUCUGAAACGUCAGAAUGUAUCUAGAGCUUUGUCAUUUGGUCAAACAAUUAUUUCAGGAGACUCUAGACUGGAAGAUGACAGCAGUUAUGAUGAAAAGGCACUUGAGACAGAUCAGCAUGGUAGUUUGAUCACAAAGGAUGCCAAGGGCAUCGUAAGGUUAUCCUCUAAACAGUUCAAAUCACUAGAGACCACACUAGCUGGUUCUUUAAGGAGAGAGCAGAUGGCUGAAACUUCUAUGAAACAACUUGAAGCUGAAAUUGAGCAGCUUAACCGUCUGGUUCGUCAGAGGGAGGAAGAUAAUAGGUGCACCAAGAUGAGGCUCAAGUUCAGAGAAGAGAGAAUUCAAAGGAUGGAGUCCCUUGUCAAUGGAAAAAUACCAGCAGAUAGUUAUUUAUUGGAGGAAAACAAAGCACUUACUGAAGAAAUUCAGUUGCUUCAUGCUAAGGUUGAUAGAAAUCCAGAAGUAACUCGAUUCGCAUGUGAAAACAUUAGGCUUUUAGAAGAACUGCGGAGAUAUCAAGAUUUUUACGAAGAAGGAGAGAGAGAUAUUCUGUUAGCUGAGGUUUCUAACUUGCGGGAUCAGCUACUUACCAAUGUUGAUGGGAACUUGAAGCAGCACAACCAUUUGAACAUGAAUAUUCCAUCUCAGGAGUCUAUUCAUGUCUGCGGCGAGCAAACUACACUACAUUUAGAGUUAAAAAAGACUUUACAUGAGUUGGAGGAAUGCCGGACUAACCUAAACUGUUGCUUGGACAAAAAUGAAAAACUCAGCAGGGAAAUAGAUGAACUACGACGUUCAUUAAAGAGCAUCAGUUCUGCUGACAAUGAUAAUAAUGGUCGGGUUGAAGUCAUAAAGGAGUCAAUAUCAGAAGCUCUGGCUCUUAAUAGCAAAUCAAAAACUUCUGAUGAGAAAGAGAAGGAAGAUCCGAGGAAAGAAGAAACGAUGAAGCACAUAGAGGAAAUUAUGAAUUUGCAACUUGAGUUGGACAUUCUGAAAGUUAUAGUUCAAGAAGAAAGGUUGCAUCGCAAUGAAUUGGAGCAAAGUGCUCAAUCCAUGAUGCAAGACCUAGAGUCAUCAAAAGAACAGCUUCUGUUGGUGAACAAGAAAUGUGAAGAUGUUCAAGCAGAACUUGGGGAGGCCAAAUCCAUUAUUGAAGCUCUUGAAUCCCAACAUCUCUUAGCAAUCGCUGAGGUAGAUGAUCUAAGAAACAGUAACAGCCAUUAUGCUGAAGUAGUGCAAAAACAGCAGCUUGAAAUCACUUCCUUGAAGGAGCAAAUGUUUCGUCAAGAAUCGCGAGAUCUCUCAUUUUCAAAGCUUUUGGAAAGUGAUGAUUCUCCUUUGCAAGCUAAGCUUAAAAAGAUGCAUGAUUCCCUUGAGAAGGCCAAAAUGUUGAAUCAGCGUUACCAAAGUGACUGUGACUUUCAAGGGUCAAAUGAGGAAGCGAUGGAUGAAAUAAGUAGGCAGGCUGAGGCAGAAACUGCUGAAGUGAUUGUAUGCUUGCAGGAAGAACUCCUUCUUCUUCAGCAGGAAGUCAGCAAUAGCAGCUUGAAAGAGGGGGAGAGCAGGAACAGGUUAACUGAGCUGGAAACUGAGGUUAAAAACUUGGAGGAAAAAUUGUCUUUAAUGACAGAAGAAAAUCGAAAACUUGUUGAAGAUGUAGAUGACAAAGAAAAAGAGUUAAUAAAUAUGUCUGAAGAAUGGGAGCUGGUAAACAACGAGAUUGAAGCUAUUGUAAGUGGGGGGCAUGAGGCUCUCAAAGAUGCCUGUGAGCAACUGGAUUUAAUUUCCAGUACAUUUCCAGAUAAGAGAAGUAGGAUAUCUGAACAAUUUGGCAGAAUGACAAAAUACAUCUUUGAAAAGGAGUUACUUAUUGAAGAACUCAACCAGAGUCUGGAGAAUGCUCUCAAUAGAAGAAAUGAUAUGGAGUCCAUGUUGAGAUCUCUUAGAGGGGCAGCUUUAGUUAUGACGGAGGCUCACCAGCUAGAUUGCCGUGAAAAGGAUGCUGAAAUAUUUUCUCUGACAUCCCAGUUGAGCUCAAAGGAACAUGUCAUCUCAAAACUUGAGAACAAGAUUAAGCAUGGGGAGGAUCAACUCAGAAAGGCAUCGGUCAAUGCAACAGUCGCGUUCUUGGUGGUUAACUGGUUGUCGGAACAGAAUUCCAACUAUAAUGAUGCUUUAAACCAGAAGGAAAUGCAGCUUAUGGAAUCUCUAGAAACAAGCAGACAAAAGGAUGCUAUUCUCUGUGGUCAGGCUUCAGUAGUUGCCACUGCAGAGAGUCAAAAUGAGUCUCUUAGAAUGGAGCUACAUACUCUUAGACAAAAGCUUGAAGAAAAUGAUAUGUUGAAAACGAUUGAGAAACUUACAGAGCUGCAAGCAGGUGUUUCAACAGUACGUUCGCACCUCAGUGAGUGUGUGGAAAGAAGUGGAAGUCAUGGAAAAGUCAUUAGCAAUGAAACUCAUGCUUCUGUUUCUACUGAUGACAAGUUUGAAACAUGGACAGGUACUGUGACACGACAACACAGCCAGCACCUAGAGUCAUGCAUUUUUGGAUCAGUCAGCAAGCAUAAAACUUUUCAAACGAAUUGGCAGGAUAAGGACAGAGAUGCUACAAUUAUUCUACUAAGGAAAGAAAUGGAAUCUUCUCUAGAAUGCUUAAAAGGAGUGCAAGCUGAGAUGGCCGGAUUACGCGUUGAGAAAGAAGUACUGUGGUCAUCUGAGCAAAAGAGUAAAGAGACCAUUGGAGAUUUUCUGGCCGCAGCAACUUCUCUACAGACCUACAUGGACAAGUUUGAACAGGAACUUGAACUUAAAGUGGAGUUAGUAGACAAUAAGUUGCAGAAAAUAGAAGGUGCUGUGAAGGAGUCCUCCAGCUCCUGGUAUGAGCAAAAAAUGCUACUUGAAGCUGAACUUUGUGAUGCUAAGGCAGUGGCGGCACAGAAAGCUACGGAAGCUUCCUGCAUUCUAGCCAAAUUUGAAGAGGUUCAAGACACCAUGAAAGAAGCAGACAUCAUGAUAAAUGAGCUGAUGAUAGCAAAUGAAUCCUUAAAGCUUGACAAAAAAAAGCUUAAGAAGAAGAAGACCAGCUUAACCGAACAGAGAGACAUCCUAGUUAAUGAAAAUCAAAGCUUGCAGUCGGUUAAUGAUCUAAAGGAUGUGCAUUACAAAAGACUGGAGAGUGAGUUUGAGUCAGAUCUAGCAAUGAUGCAGAGGCUGGUGUUGGAGCUAGAGGAUAUAGUUUCACAGGCAGCGACUACAUCCAUGGAUGAGCUCAAGUCUGUAAUGUCUGAUCUCCUUAUCAUAAAGUCUCAACUUCAUGAAUCAACUAAGUGCAUGAGGUCAUGGCUUGAGGAGAUCUGGUCUGAUAUUAUUGUCAAGGACUGUGCUCUGUCUGUCUUGCAUCUUUGUCACAUGGGCAUUUUCUUAGAAGCUGCAGCUGGAUUGAAUGUAGAAAAUGGGCUACUCAAUCAUGGGCUAAGUGAAUCAAGUUCAUUAAUAUCUAAGCUGAAGGAGCAGAACUUCAAAGCACAGAGAGAGCUUGAAAUGUGCAGAACUCUGAAGGGGAAAUUAUUGGCCGACAUUAAAAACAACUUUGAUCGUGUACUACGGAAAGAGUCUGAUGCAGGGGAUUUCACCUCCAAACUUGGCUCUUUUGAGAAUAAAAUAUUGGACCUGCAGUUCCAGGAAGAGACAAUGUUAGCAAGGUCAGAGCAAAUGGGAUCUGAGUUUGUUGAGUUAAUAAAAGAGAUAGAUCUCAGCAACAAGGCUGUCUUGGCAUCUCUUAUAGAUCAAGAAAGGGUGCUGAAGGACAAAGAGGAAGCCUUGAAAUCUCAUGAAGAUAGUUUGACAAUGGAAUUUUCUGCAAAAGAUUUUGAGUCAUUAAUUUUGUUAUCUGCGUUAGAAGAGAGGACCAUAUUAAUAUCUGAGCUGGAGAGAAAAAAUAAGCAUUUUUAUGAAGUUGCUGAAAGUUUGAAGAGAGAAAUCAUUUUUGACAAUCUGGAUGUUGCAUUAACUGCAUCCAUCUUACUUGACAAGGAGGUUGAAGUUUCUAUCCUACAUGAGGAAGUUGCAGAAGCAGGAAGGAAGCAGCAGAAUUUGUUGGCUGAACUUAAUGUAAUGAAUUCAAAGAUUGCCGAAGUACAGUCUAGAAAAAGUGCCCUUGAACAAGAUGCUUGCUCACUGAAGGAAGUUUCUUGUUUGAACGAGUCGUUGGAGCGUGAACUUGGAGAAUUGAUGGAAGCAAAGACUGUUCUGAAAACCCAGGUCCAGGAACUUAGCUCUAAAAAUGAGAAGUUGUUUGAAGAAUUACAAAAGAAGGACUCAGCCCUUGAAAGUUCUUCAAGUCGCAUUGUUGUCCUUGACCAACAAAACCAGAUGUUGCAGAACAAAACUUGCUUGCUGGAAGCAGCAUCAUGUAGACUCCAGAAUGAUAUGGAAAUGAAAGAAGCAGAAAUUAAGAAAGAGAAUUGUCUUGGAAAGGAGAUUGAAGAACUGCAGCAUGAAAUAACAGAGUUAAAAGGAGAACGUUGCCAACUUAUCCAAGAGUUGGAGGUCAAGAAAGUAGAGAUUGAGAGAAUCAAUGCUUUGGCAGCAGAGAAUACUUCCUUGAGAAUCCAACUCAGAUCUCGCGAGAAGGGUAACAAUGACGCUUUUGAUAUGGUGCUCAAAGUAAACAGCACUGCAAGUAAAGCACUUUAUGGGUUUCAAAAUAAAAGUGCUGAGUUAGAUGCCAUUUUACAGAACAUAUAUGGAGAAGUUGGGAGGGCAUCCAAGUUUUUUGAAGAGUUUGAGUCAUUGGAGAAUUUAGCAGAAGAGAUUUUAUCACAGAGUGCUUCCCUGCAAACUGAGUUAGUUCGGAAGGAUGACAUCAUCAAAGGAAUGCUGUUUGACCUUAGAAUGUUACAAGAAUCGGCAUCCAACCACAAGGAUCAAAAAGAUGAAAUUGAUGAUUUGAUGGCUUCUAUAAAUUCUUUGGAAAAUGAGCUUGAUGAAGCUGUUUGUAAAGGUCAAGCGCUUGAAGUUCAGUUGCAGGAAAAGAUAAUUAAGAUAGCUGUUUUGGAGUCAGAUAUCGCGGAAAAGUGCAAGGACAUAGAAUUGCUUUCAAGCGAAAACUCGGAGCUGGCUGCCACUGCCAAGGACAUCAUGGAAGAAAAAUGUACCAUCGAGGAGGAAUUGUUGGAGAAAAGGCAAAUCUGUGAGAACUUAGAGAUAGAAAUCACCAACUUUGGUGAUAUUGUUAGCGAAAUGAGCAAUUCAAUUGAAUGCUUGAAGAGAAAUCUGAAUGAUGUUACUAGUGAGAGGGAAGACCUCCACGGAGAAAUUCUCACAUUGAAAAGGGAGCUGAAGAUGGCACAAACUCUUGCGAAGGAAAGUGAAGCAAUUGCCAUUGAAGCAAAAGAGGUGGCCGAGAUCGCAAAACUCCAGGCUGAAGAGAAAGAAGAGGAGGUUAUAUUGUUAGAGAGGUCUGUUGAGGAACUAGAGUGCACAGUGAAUGUACUAGAAAACGAGGUUAAAUUUGUCAGAGGAGAGGCUGAGCGGCAGCGUUUACAAAGAGAGGAGCUUGAACUGGAACUUCAGGCUAUCAAGCAACAAAUGAACAAUGUAGAAGGCAGUGAUGCUGAUAUGAAAAGGCAUCAAGAGGAAAAAGAAAAGAGUCUUCAAGAAGCCUGUCAGCGCAUACAACUUCUUGAGGAAGAAAUCAUCUCUAGAGACGCUGAAAUAGCCCACUUCAAGGCUCAUAUAUCAGAACUAAAUUUGCAUGCUGAGGCACAGGCUUGCGAGUAUAAGGAAAAGUUUAAGGCAUUGGAAGCAUUGGCAGAGAAAUUCAAGAUGGAUCCCCAUGCCUCCCAAGCUCCAACUUUAUCAUCAAGCAAAUUGGAGAAAAAUUCUUCAAAGCCUAGGGGUUCUGGUUCCCCUUUCAAAUGCAUGGGCAUAGGCCUGGUUCAGCAGUUGAUGUCUGAGAAGGAUGAGGAGCAUAGUGCAGAAAGAUAUCGUAUCCAAGAACUUGAGGCUCUAGCUACUAGUAGACAAAAAGAGAUAUUCAUGCUGAACUCAAAAUUAGCUGCUGCUGAAAGCAUGACCCAUGAUGUAAUACGUGAUCUAUUGGGUUUGAAAUUGGACAUGAAUAACUAUGCGACUCUACUGGAUAAUCAGCAAUUCCAAAUGUUGAUGGAGAAGGCUCGACACCUUAAUGUUGAUGGUCAGUUCAAGGAGCAAGAGAUUCUUAAGCUGAGGCAACAGCUAAAUGAGUUUAUAGAGGAGCGGAAAGGAUGGAUUGAGGAAAUCGAGAGAAAACAAGCAGAGAUGGUGGCUGCACAGAUUGGACUAGAAAAACUGCGCCAGCGGGAUCACUUGCUUACAACUGAAAAUGAAAUGAUAAAGAUGGAGAAUGUAAAUCAUAAGAAGAAGGUCAUCGAACUUGAAGCAGAUAUAAAGAAGUUGUCUGGUCAGCAAAACCUUCAACAGCGCAUCCAUCAUCAUGCUAAAAUUAAGGAAGAGAACAAUGUACUGAAAAAUCAGAAUGAUGACCUUAUUGUUAAGCUGCGGAAAACUGAAUCAAUUCUUUCGAGAGUCAGGGAAGAACUGACUCACUUCCGUCAAAGUAAUGGAAGAAGCCCCUACAUUAAUUUUGAUAAGGAGCAAACACUGGAGAACAAGUUGAAGGAAAAGGAAGAGGAAAGGCUGCAAUUGGCGCAGAAGUUACUUGGUUUGUGCGCUACUGUGCUAAAGGCUGCUGGAAUAACAAAACCAACAUCCGAGAUUGGGAUCUCAGCAGCUGAAGAAGCACUUGAGCAGCUCAAAAAUAGAUUGACUUCACUGGAAAGAGAACUACAGGAUGCCAAAUUUAAGAACAAAAUGACUAAUGAACGAAUCCGAUUGUCUGAGCUCAUGCCACAAUCUUCCCCUCUAAGAACAGAUGAAAAUGGACAUCCUCCAAACAGAGGAUGCUCCCCUCUAACGAUCUUUGAUCGGUGAAGUUCUUUUACUAACUUAAAGAGGAGUGAAUUAUCUGUACAUGGUGAUGGUGACUCCAAACAGAGGAUGUUCCCCUCUAACGGUCUUUGAUAGGUGAAGUUCCUUUUACCAACUUAAAGAGGAAGAGUUAUCUGUACAUUGUGUUAGUUUUUUGCUAGCAGUUUGUUCAUAUAUGCUUUUGUACUUUAUAUACAUAUAGUGUACACAAAUCAUGGACAUCUGUAAAUAGUGAAUCCAUGAUUUUGUAUUAUUAUCUUUCUUUGAAAGUAUUCGUGUAAUUCAUUUAUUCUGUAAAUUUCCAUGUGUAACUUCUACAAAAGGCAUAUGUUGUACAAUCACAAUUAUGUUUACAGCUGUAACAACUUUUCCUUCUGCGGUAAGAACUGCGGUAAGAACUCUUUUUUCA
Molecule: messenger RNA, 9388 nt
Organism: Lycium barbarum (goji berry)
Lineage: Eukaryota; Viridiplantae; Streptophyta; Magnoliopsida; Solanales; Solanaceae
Product: kinesin-like protein KIN-12D
Exons: 38
Coding region: 235-8982 (2915 amino acids)
Biological process (GO): microtubule-based movement
Molecular function (GO): microtubule motor activity; ATP binding; microtubule binding
Source: RefSeq, a predicted model, not a curated record